This is a messenger RNA of Humulus lupulus (European hop), 1062 nucleotides long. RefSeq lists its product as uncharacterized. Gene Ontology annotation, cellular component: mitochondrial matrix. The record is from RefSeq and is a predicted model, not a curated record. The coding region runs from base 120 to 809 and encodes 229 amino acids. NCBI's taxonomy places the organism in Eukaryota, Viridiplantae, Streptophyta, Magnoliopsida, Rosales, Cannabaceae. The transcript is spliced from 3 exons.
UCGUAACAAAGCGGGUGGGUGGGGGGUCGCUCAUUCCUUUCUUUCUUCGUCUCCGGCUGCUUCUUUAAUUGCUAAACCCCUAAGAUAGAGAAAAAGGGUUUAAGACAAAGCAAGUAAAAAUGUGGAAGAAGGUCAUAAGCUCCGCACUCCAGAGCCACCCAUGGCGGUUGCUACCAACCAGGAGCUCAACCAGCGUUUCCUCCGCUGUCAACUCCAUGCUUCUCCGAUCCCUCAAAGAACACUAUCUCGAAGUCUCCAAAAUGAGCCCUCCCCCUAAAGUGAAUCCUCCGUCGUCGUUCAAGAUCAUUAAGGCAGCGUUGGAUGGGAACGGUCCGGUCCUGAGGAAAAAGUAUGGCGAAGAGGAGAUUAGUAUAUCUGUAAUGAGAAUGGCCAACAUUAUCCCCCGUGCCGAUAAAGACGAUGGCGGUGACCUUGACGACGAAGAUAUCAACCAGUUGUUUAUUCACGUCGACAUUUCGAAGCCCGGACAGUCGGAUUCUCUGCAUUUUCUUUGUGGGUUGUAUCCCGAUGCUUUGGGGAUUCACUCUGUAUCCAUGAGAUCCAAGGACGAGAAUUUUGCUUCAGUUUCUCUUACAGUUCCUUCCACAUACAACGGCCCUGUUUUCGAAGACAUUGAUGAGAGGAUGAGAGAUUCUUUCCAUGACUACAUAGAGGAGCGAGGUGUGAAUGAUAGUCUCUUUCAAUUUCUUCAAGCAUGGCUCUAUGUAAAAGAUCACAGAAACCUUAUGCGGUGGUUCAAAUCAGUGGGUACAUUCAUAAGCGAAAACAAGUCAACUAAAGAAGCUUAAUUUCAUAAGGUAGUUUAGAAUAUAGGUGUUUCAAUCAAUUGUUAUACUAGAUUCCUUGAUACUCAAUGGCGCCGCUUCAAUUUGGUUGCUGGUGAGUAUAGGUUUCUUUACUUGUUGCAGUUUUUAUGUGGCAGUAAUGCAGACACAACAAGCUAAUACUUGUUGGCCAUCAGUCUUUGUUAUGAAAAUUCAGACAACCAUUUGACAUUUUGUCUAUGCAGAACAUUCCUGUAAUGGAGGCGAGUUAUUAUCA